Molecule: messenger RNA, 1686 nt
Organism: Phoenix dactylifera (date palm)
Lineage: Eukaryota; Viridiplantae; Streptophyta; Magnoliopsida; Arecales; Arecaceae
Molecular function (GO): 5'-3' DNA exonuclease activity; 5'-3' RNA exonuclease activity
Source: RefSeq, a predicted model, not a curated record
UAGAGGGAGGGAGAGAGAGAGAGAGAGAGGCGGCGAUGGGAGACCCCAAGAAGAAGAAACGGCGGGCAAAGAGCAAGAAGAAGGCGGCCGGCGAGCAGAGCCUUUUGUCGAGAUACAUCCGCGACUGGGUAUUCCGCGACCCUCCCCCUACCGCCACCGAUGACUUCGCGCCGCCACCGGUCGCCGCCCACAGGGCCGCCGACCGCGUGGUCUUCGAAUUACACUCCCACUCCAAGUAUAGCGACGGGUUCCUCUCGCCUUCGGCUCUGGUGGAGAGAGCCCACAGGAACGGGGUGAAAGUUCUUGCUCUAACAGACCAUGAUACCAUGGCUGGCAUACCAGAGGCCAUGGAAACAGCCCACAAAUUUGGCAUGAGGAUAAUACCUGGUGUUGAAAUAAGUUCAGUAUUUUCUCCAAGGGAAGAACCUGGAACUGGUGAACCUGUUCACAUCCUUGCAUAUUAUGGAAGCUGUGGGCCUGCAAAGUAUGAAGAACUGGAUGAAUUGCUAUCCAGCAUCAGAAAUGGCCGUUAUGUCCGUGCUAAGAAUAUGUUAUUGAAGUUGAACAAAUUAAAAAUUCCUCUAAAGUGGGACCAUGUUGCCAAGAUAGCAGGGAAUGGAGUGGCUCCUGGGCGGUUGCAUGUGGCUCGGGCUAUGGUUGAAGCCGGCUAUGUAGAGAAUCUCAGGCAGGCUUUUAAUAGAUAUCUGUAUGAUGGUGGACCUGCUUAUGCCAUGGGCAGUGAGCCAUUUGCAGAGACAGUAGUGCAGCUGAUUUGUCGCACUGGGGGUGUAGCAGCUUUGGCUCACCCAUGGGCAUUGAAGAAUCCAAUUCCUGUUAUCAGGGGCUUGAAAUCUGCUGGCCUUCAUGCUAUUGAGAUCUACAGAAGUGAUGGGAAGGUGGCUGGAUUCAGUGAAUUAGCCGAGACAUACACACUUUUGAAGCUUGGAGGAUCGGAUUAUCAUGGAAGAGGUGGGCAUGAUGAAUCCGGCCUGGGAAGUGUUGAUUUGCCACUCAUAUCUGUUUACGGGUUUUUGAAGAUGGCUCGUCCUAUUUGGUGCAAUGCUGUGAAAGACAUCCUAUUAAGUUAUGCAGAUGAGCCCUCUGCUGCGAACCUAGAAAAAAUUACGAGGUUUCGAAAACUGAACAAUCUGAAAGGUUAUUCAACUCCUAGCUGUGGUAAGGAUGUUAUCGAUCAGUGCCUAUCUUCGUGGCUGACAAAUGACGAAAAGGAGGGCGACGAAUUUGAGGCCAUCAGGAUGAAACUUGCACACAUUGAUAUUAGUAAUGAGGGAUCGCAAAAGCCUAUAGUGAAAGGAUAACUUUCGGGUAUAUUCUUUUCUUAAUAGUCCAAUCUUCUAUCAAUUUUACUUGUGAUUGCUGGAUGACAUCUUAUCAUAUUUUAAAUGCUCGGUUGACAAUAUUCUUACAAAGGAAGGAGCACAAGGAGAUAUUAAAGGGAAAGCAUACUUUAUCUUUGCACUUUAUCUGUGUUCAAUUUAUGACACUUGCACCUUCAGUUAUUGAGGCACAACUUGAAAGGUGCUUAUGCCAUGUGAUGGUUUUGUUAUCUUGACAUCACUGAACUUUGAAUAAGGUUCAGGCCCUUUUAUCAGAUGAAUUCACUUUACGUUUUAUGAUACUCAAAACCUCCAAGAAUCCAUAUUUAUUUUUGUUUUGUUUGGGUCA